AUGGGGGUGUCAGGCUACUGUGGCCGCCGCCUGGGGGUCUUCGUCCUGCGCGACGUGAACAAGAGUCCGGACAUAGGGGUCGGGGACAUAGCGCAGAGCAGGGCCCGGGCAGUGGAGGAUUUGGUGCGCCAGAGGUACCUCCCCGCCGCCGGCCGCGCCUUGAUGCUGGCGACUGCGGAGUACUGGCGCAGGCCCACAGGCUCGAAGGGCGAGGUGGUCGUGGUGGACCGGUCCCUCUUCUGCGGCGCGCGCGCAGUGGGCGGGCCCUCUGCAUUCUUCGAGACCGGGUUGCUCGAGGCGGAGACCAUCGUGCGCGUGUGCAAGACGUCGGUCACGCCGAGGGUGAACAAGGCUAACGUCAAGCACAUGCCUUCUAACGCCGCCAAACACAUGGUGGAGACGCUGGUGCAGCGGUGCCCGAGCGCCGUGCCGGCGGUGGUGCCCCCUUCCCUGCCGCAGAUGGCGCACGCGGUCCACGCGACGCUGGUGGGCGCCAAGCGGCCGCCGUCGACGAGGAUGUACCAGGUGCGGGAGGCGGCCGACGUGGCGCUGUCCAACGGCAAGCGGAUCCGCGAAGCGAUGGAUGACCACAAGCGGAAGCUGAGCAAGAUAGGCGAGCAGGGCAAGGUCGGCAUUGACCAGGACUCCGUCCGCAUUCGCAACAGGUGCAACUUCGAGUGCAUGCUGAGGCCCGGGAGUAGGCUGCACGGCGAGCACGCCACGCUGGUGGCCGCGGGAGCCCGCCCAGUUUGGCUACACACGGGCAUCGAAUGGAGGCCCUUGGAGCAGACUGCAGUACUUGGGGUGCUGCCUGACCUCUGCAUCAAUAUGCACGAGGUGCGCGCAAGCGCCAGUUUUGCACAAUUCGUGGCCCCGGAGCUGACCCUGGAGCACGGGCGCAUCGCGAGCGACCAGAUGAGGGAGCUCCUGGGCCGGCGCGUGUUAGUGGACACGAGCAACUUCCGGCUCGGAUGUUACGAGAUCAACUCCUACGUGAUCGCCGCGACGUGCUACCUCGUCCCUUCCGAGGUGCAGGCUGAGGCCGACAUCAAGGGCAUCGCUCUACCUGCAGACUGGAGGCGCGCGGUCAGCGGGUUCAGGGCUCCGUGCUUCAUCGGCGAGUUGGACGACGUGCCGGUGGAGCCUGGUUUACUGCGUUCUGUGCUGCGCGACAUCCUGUACGGGGACGUGGGCUCGCCGGUGCCCGUGGAGCUGCGCAAGUCGCUGUUCGACGACGCCUGGACACGGUGGUCGCGGACGAACCCGGUCAUCCAGACGCUAGGUGUGGCUGGGUACCGCCAGGAAUGCGGCGGAUCGUGGUUGGACAUGAUCCAGCACUUCAACACCGUCUCUCCGGCCCCGGCGUCACUGGGCGUGCUGUCAGGACCACUGGGAGAGGAGCUAACCAAGCAGUUGUGCCAGAUGCCCAUCCGGCAGUUCUCGCUGCCAUUAGGUCUGCUGUUCGACGACGUCACAGCGAAGGCGCUUUGGCAUUGGGUGGAGAUAUCGGUUUCCAAUCGCAUCAUGCUCAACCCAGUGAUGGUGUCUAGCCCGGAGCACGUUCCACGGCUCUGGGCACAACACGAGGUCGUUGCUCUGAGCGCUGCGCUGCGG
Prorocentrum cordatum is the source of this 1614-nucleotide messenger RNA. NCBI's taxonomy places the organism in Eukaryota, Dinophyceae, Prorocentrales, Prorocentraceae. The record is from the annotation of a GenBank genome assembly.